Molecule: messenger RNA, 1809 nt
Organism: Eubalaena glacialis (North Atlantic right whale)
Lineage: Eukaryota; Metazoa; Chordata; Mammalia; Artiodactyla; Balaenidae
Gene: DOK7
Product: docking protein 7
Exons: 11
Coding region: 1-1809 (602 amino acids)
Biological process (GO): positive regulation of protein tyrosine kinase activity; neuromuscular junction development
Molecular function (GO): protein kinase binding
Source: RefSeq, a predicted model, not a curated record
AUGACCGAGGCGGCGCUGGUGGAGGGCCAGGUCAAGCUGCGGGACGGCAAGAAGUGGAAGAGUAGGUGGCUGGUGCUGCGCAAGCCGUCGCCGGUGGCAGACUGCCUGCUGAUGCUGGCCUACAAGGACAGGUCAGAGCGAGCCAGAGGGAUGCGGGAGCGCAGCAGCCUCGCGCUGGAGGACAUCUGCGGCCUGGAGCCCGGCCUGCCCUACGAGGGCCUGGCCCACACGCUGGCCAUCGUCUGCCUGUCGCAGGCCAUCAUGCUGGGCUUCGACAGCCGGGAGGCCAUGUGCGCCUGGGACGCCCGGAUCCGCCACGCGCUGGGUGAGGUGCACAGGUUCCACGUGACCGUGGCUCCCGGCACCAAGCUGGAGAGCGGACCCGCCACCCUGCACCUCUGCAAUGACAUCCUCGUCGUGGCCAGGGACGUCCCUCCGGCCGUCACGGGGCAGUGGAAGCUGUCGGACCUCCGGCGCUAUGGGGCCGUGCCCAGCGGGUUCAUCUUUGAAGGAGGGACCAGGUGUGGGUACUGGGCUGGGGUCUUCUUCCUGUCCUCGGCCGAGGGAGAGCAGAUCAGUUUCCUGUUCGACUGCAUUGUCCGCGGCAUCUCCCCGACCAAGGGCCCCUUUGGGCUGCGGCCUGUUCUCCCAGACCUGAGCCCCGGGGGCCCUGCCGUGGAGGAGCGAGUGGCCCAGGAGGCCCUGGAAACCCUGCAGCUGGAGAAGCGGCUCAGCCUCCUCUCCCACUCCGGCUGGCCGGGCAGCGCAGGGGACGACCGCAGCCUGUCCAGCUCGUCGUCAGAGGCCAGCCACUCGGACGUCAGCGCCAGCAGCCGGCUCGCGCCGUGGCCAGAGCCGUCCCCGUCCUCGGCGGGCGCGUCACCGGAGGGUCUCGGGCUGGCGGCCGCCCAGGCCCCCGGGGAGGCCGCAGCGGGUGCCUCGAGGGCACCCCCCAGGCCGCUGCGGCCACGGCAGCUGCAGGAGGUCGGCCGCCAGAGCUCCUCGGACAGCGGCAUCGCCACGGGCAGCCACUCCUCCUACUCGGGCAGCUUCUCGUCCUUCGCAGGCAGCAGCCUGGACGUGUGGCGCGGGGCCGACGAGCUGGGCUCCCUGCUCAGCCUGCCGGGAGGCGGGGCGCCCGAGCGCAGCCUGUGCGCCUGCGCCCCCGGGGCGGCCGAGUACCAGGUGCCCGCCGCGCCGCGGCCCCACUACGACACGCCCCGCAGCCUGCGCCAGGCGGCCCGGGACCAGCCCCCCGCCACACAGGGCAGCGCCAGCGACGGAGCCGCCGGGGACUCGGGCGGCCGGCCAUCGGGGGGGUGUCCCUCCGGCUGGCUGGGCGAGCGACGGCGGGGACAGGCGACAGAGGCCCCGUCGGGGCCAGGCGAGCCCUGGGAAGCGGGCGCCCCCCACGCGGGGCCCCCUCCAGCUCUCUUUUCCGCGUGUCCCGUCUGCGGAGGACUGAAGGGAGCUGCUGCCUCACCCCCUGGGCUCCCGGUGAUGCACUCAGGCUCCCCAGGCCCUGGAGAGGAGGAGGCCCCUCUCCCCGCAGGACCCGAGAGGCCGUGCAGUGAGGCGCCCACAUAUGUGAACGUCCCCGCCAGCCCUUCCCCCACGAAGCAGCUGCACUACUUAGGCCUGCAGCUCCAGGAGGCCGGCGCGGGCAUCCGAGGGGCCGGUGCUUCCCGCUACGCGCAGAUCGACAUCGUGUCCACAGAGGCGGCGCACAGGGCGGGGGCCCGGCACGCGCAGGCCCGGGAGGAGCGGCUGCCGGCGCUGGAGCAGAGGCGGAAGGGGACCCCGCGGUGA